UGAAAAUAAAAUACUUAAAAUAUAUGGAAUAUCUCAAAAUCCAGAUACAAAGGAAUACAUUAUAGUUCUUGAUUAUGCGGAAGGUGGAAAUUUUAAUUAUUGGAUGAACAAAAAUUAUAACAAUUUUAAAUGGUCAGAAAAAUUGGUUAUACUUUAUAAUAUUAGUCUGGGUCUUAAAGAAAUUCAUCAAAAGAAGAUGGUCCACCGUGAUUUUCAUGCAGGAAAUAUCUUAUUAAACACAAUCGAUUCAAAUACGGAUGAUAACAGUAUAUAUAUUUCAGAUAUGGGAUUAUGUGGAGAUGUUAGUAAUAUCGAUCAAAAUAAUAUUUAUGGAGUUAUACCUUAUGUAGCUCCUGAAGUGUUAAAAGGGCAACUUUUUACUCAAGCAGCGGAUGUAUAUAGUCUUGGUAUGAUCAUGUAUUUUGUAGCAACUGGAAAGCAACCUUUUGCUGAUUGUGCACAUGAUGAGUUUUUAGUAUUAAAUAUUUGUAAUGGAAAUAGACCUGAAGUUAAUAUGCCAGAAGCGCCAAAAUGUUAUAUUGACUUGAUGAAGCAGUGUUGGAAUUCUAAUCCAGAUAAUAGACCAAAAGCAACUGAAAUUUUUGAAUCAAUUAAAUUAUUU
Messenger RNA from Rhizophagus irregularis DAOM 181602=DAOM 197198, 622 nucleotides. Lineage: Eukaryota; Fungi; Glomeromycota; Glomeromycetes; Glomerales; Glomeraceae. The record is from RefSeq and is a predicted model, not a curated record.